Panicum virgatum (switchgrass) is the source of this 1369-nucleotide messenger RNA. Its product is annotated as protein TRACHEARY ELEMENT DIFFERENTIATION-RELATED 7A-like. The record is from RefSeq and is a predicted model, not a curated record. Gene Ontology annotation, biological process: plant-type secondary cell wall biogenesis. The transcript has a single exon. The coding region runs from base 85 to 1137 and encodes 350 amino acids. NCBI's taxonomy places the organism in Eukaryota, Viridiplantae, Streptophyta, Magnoliopsida, Poales, Poaceae.
CGCCACCACAACUCACUCAGUUCUCAGCGCACUACAGCAGCAGCAGAGUUGCCUCUAUCUCUCUCUAGCUUGGAGCACAAAACAAUGGCGUUCAACCCUGCCCCUCCAGGACUUGGCUUCCCCUACCUCCCUCCAAACCCUUACCUCCCUCCAAACCCUUACCUUCCAAGGCCACCACUGCGGCCUCAAGCCCCGCCACCCCCGCAGCGCUUCCCGCCGCCCAUGCGAGCCCCGCCGCCGCCGCAGCGUGCUCCGCCACCACCCCAAUCUCCGCCUCCACGCCGUGCUCCGCCACCGCCCAUUCUUCCCCCUCCACCACCGCCCAUUCUUCCCCCUCCACCACCACGCCGUGCUCCCCCGCCACCCACUCUACCCCCUCCACCACCGCGUCGUGCUCCCCCGCCGCCCGCUCUGCCCCCGCCACCACUUCGUCGUGCCCCGCCUCCACCCGCCUCACCCUCACCACCACCACGCGGUGCUCCACCCCCACCAUCACCACCCAUUCGGCCACCACCACCGCCAACUCCUCGCCCUCAAGCACCACCGCCACCUCGCCCGCUAGCACCACCACCGCCUCAUAUCCACCCACCACCAGCUCCCAUGCCGCCUCCGCCUAGCCCUCCACACCACAUCGUCAUCAUCGUGGUGUUCGUCUCACUGGGCGGCCUCCUGCUGCUUGGAUGCCUCGCUGCAUUCUUCUGCUGGCACAAGAAAAAAGGGAGGAAGACAGAGGCCAAGGCUGAGGUGCUCAACUACAGCGACCAUGUCCAUGUCCACAAGGAGACCAUGUCAGGCCCCCAUGGCGCCGACAUUGUCAAGCUCUCAAUAGACGAGGACAUCAAGUUCCAAGAGACGGUGAAGAAGCAGGACACCAUUGGUGAAUCCUCAAGCACUGCAGCAGCAGGGAAGACGGCGCACCACCACCUCCCUUGGACCUGGCACAAGAAACAUGAGAGCAAAGAGAAGAAGACAGAGCUCAUCAAUGUCACCAAGCACAAGCAUGUCGACGAGAUCAUUCCGGGGCCUCACGGAGAAAAGAUUGAGGUCCUUUCGGAAGAUGAAGACAUCAGAUUUGAAGAGGCGGGCCAGAAUGAAGAAGAAUUUGAGAAAUCCAAGGCUCACAUAACCAGAUCGUAAGAAGAUGCCACUGCCUGCGGAAGACCACCAAGACAAUACUGAAAGCAGUAAUCAUUCCAUACGACCAUACCCACACGCACAUACACAUCCAUUCCAUGCAUUUGAGUAUUUUGAUAAGAUUCCAUGGUUCUUUGAUGUUACUGAAAUAAGGGUGCCACAGACCCAUUUGAUUGGAUUCAAUAUGUAAUUAUUUGUCAGCAAUUGUAUAUGGGCAAUUUAUGCGUGCAAACAA